Molecule: messenger RNA, 1640 nt
Organism: Tarenaya hassleriana
Lineage: Eukaryota; Viridiplantae; Streptophyta; Magnoliopsida; Brassicales; Cleomaceae
Product: type 2 DNA topoisomerase 6 subunit B-like
Exons: 12
Coding region: 86-1576 (496 amino acids)
Biological process (GO): meiotic DNA double-strand break formation; reciprocal meiotic recombination
Cellular component (GO): condensed chromosome
Molecular function (GO): protein-macromolecule adaptor activity
Source: RefSeq, a predicted model, not a curated record
GCCUUUUUUUCCCCCCUCGAAAACAUUUCGACUCAAGUCUCGACCUAUACAUAAAGUAGUUUGGCUGAAAUUUCGAAUUUCGUAGAUGCGCGCGGGGUUCCGAAUCACUAUUCCCUUCCAUUCCAUGGAGAUCGCUAGAAAUCCGAAGCUUCCUCUGCAAUUGUUACUUUCCGCGUUUCGACGAUGCGGAUUAUCAGAAAAUCUCUGCAGAUUAUCUGUUUUACUCGAUCGAUCUGGAGAUCAGGAUCCUACUACGACAUUGAUUUCGAUUGCAGACACAGGAAUUGGAAGCUCCCUGGAUGAGUUUCAGGAUCUGAGGUACUCAAGGGAGCUCUACGGAGUCAAGAUUUUGGAUGGGAUGCUUUCUGUCAAGACUACUUGCUCUACAGACGAUGAGGUAUAUUGUUAUCAUAUAAAACUUGAUGAAAGUAAUUCGAACAGAAGACUGAAAAGACUACCUUCUCAGACUAAGAAUGGCGCCAGAUUCAGUGGGACUGAAGUAAGCCUACGUGUUUCCGAAAGCACAGAGGAUCUGGUGGCAGAAAUUGCUGGUUUCUUUCGUAAGAUGCUUGUUCUACAGAUUCCUAAUGUUGCUAUGGACCUUGUGGUAAAACAUGGGCCUGAUCCUAGUACUCAAAGUCGAAAUGUCUUUGUAGUGAGUAACGAGACAAUCUCAUGCUUUACGGCCUCCAGUCUUGAACGCUUGAAGUGUGGCCUCGAGGACUAUAUUUUAAAGCAUGGGAAUUGUCUGGAUGUAAUGUGUGAUUGUUGCUUCUCUGAUAGAGAUAAUCUAAAAGUUGGAACUGGAACGGAGUGCCAUGAAGAGAAUCACAAACGAGCUGGAGGAACGAUUGAAGUGGCGGUCGUAAUAAGUGAGUUAUUGGAGACGACUAGUCAUUGCAGCAGAUCUUGUAAUGGAAAAACCGAGGUUAUGUGCUUUGAGGAUUUCUUGCCUUCUCCUAUACCACGUUUCCUUUUUACCGCACUGAAAAGCAUUGACUGGAAAAGUUACGGCUUGACAUUCGCGAGUAUCCAAGAGCGAGACGGGCAUGUGUUGUUAGAGUGGGAACACUUCCCUUCGUAUGCCCAGAUAGAUAUCGCCGUCCAUUGGUAUCAUAAUCAGACUUCUCUGGCAAGACAGAAGGCUCAGGUGGGUACGAAUCUCAUGAAGAAAGCAAUUAAAAGUGCAUUGGAUGAUUUGAAGGCUAGACAUGAGGGUUUUCUUCUAAGCUCGCAUUCUGUCAAGAUAUGCAGUUAUGCCCCUGACCUUGCAAGAUCCAUAGCGGGGCUUAUAUUAUCUUCCGAUGACGUGGGCUUCCGAGGAGAGUGCCUGUCUCUUCUCGGCUUUCAGUCCCAAGACACGGGACGUGAGGCUGUUGAGGAGUGCAUCAGAGAAAAGAUAAUCUCAGUGAUAGGGAUGAAGGAGAGGAAACCCCAAGAGGCUGCUGCACCUUGUCUCUUCUCCGAUGGUGGGCCCCAGACAUCAUGCUUCGAAGACGAGGAACUAGAAGACGAAGGUGAAGGUGAGUAUUACUCUUCUACCUUGAUUGAUGAUGACAUACGCGCUUCCUACUAGAAAUGCAAGAAAAUCUAUGUUAAAACUUUCCAACGUUUUUUUUAUAAUGAAUAAAAGAAUAUCA